AUGUUCUUCUUCUUUGUGUGCGGCGAGCAUACGUUCCGCAAGCCUGUUGAGGGCUAUGAGGGUAUGGUCUGCCAGUGCUACAACUGCGGCAACAUGGCUGGUCAUGUCAUUAAGAGCCAUCCUUGGUUCACCUUUUGUUGGAUUCCCGUCAUCCCCCUGUCGUUCAAGGGCUAUACCGAUGUCGUCUGCCACAUCUGCAACUUUGCCCAGCCUCUCGAGAAUCGUCCCGAUGUCACGGCUAUGAAGGGCGGCGGUCAAAUGCCUCCUCCCCCCGUCCACGGACAGCCUCCUCAGGGAUGGGGACAGACGCCGCCUCAGUACCGAUGA
Colletotrichum higginsianum IMI 349063 is the source of this 327-nucleotide messenger RNA. RefSeq names its product Ribonuclease p complex subunit. The transcript has 2 exons. The record is from RefSeq and is a predicted model, not a curated record. Lineage: Eukaryota; Fungi; Ascomycota; Sordariomycetes; Glomerellales; Glomerellaceae. Bases 1 to 327 code for a protein of 108 amino acids.